AUGACCCCGUCUAUCACUCAAACCUCUGCCCCCGUCGCAGACUCCCAUGUCUCUUUCUACGCUGAUGACCUGACCAUCAGCUUCAACCAGAACCCCACGCAGUUCACUGAUCCCCGGACUCUGAUGAUGAAGAUGACGGAUCACAUGCUGCAGGCGAACUGGAAUGUCAAGACCGGCUGGAGCGCGCCCGCAAUCAUUCCCUACGCGCCGCUCCCGCUUGAUCCCGCGUGCUCGGUCUUGCAUUAUGGUACCGAGUGCUUCGAAGGCUUGAAGGCGUGGCGCAACAAGAAGACGGGAAAGGUGCAUAUUUUUAGACCCGAUCUCAAUGCCCGUCGUAUGAACAAGUCGUGCGACCGCAUCGCGCUGCCUUCGUUCAGCGACGAGGAGUUUGUCAAGUUGCUUCUCAAGUUUGUGCAGAUCGAGAAGCGGUUCUUGGCAUGGGAAGGUGAAGUCGAGAUGGCCGAUGAAGAUGACCAUGACUUCCUCUACCUCCGCCCGAUCAUGAUCGGCACCACUCCGCAGCUCGGCGUCGCCACGCCCUCGGACGCGAUGUUCUUGAUCAUCGCGUCGCGCAUCCCCGCUUACAACAGCAAGCCCCUCCGUCUCCUUGCCUCGUCUCCCGAGCAAGCUGUGCGCGCCUGGCCCGGUGGAUUCGGCGCCGCCAAGGUCGGUGGCAAUUACGGCCCGACAAUGCGCCCGAUGAGCGCGGCCGCAAAGCAUGGAUAUGAUCAGAUUCUCUGGCUCUUUGAUCCCGAGCGCCGGCUCGUGACCGAAGCUGGCGCGGCGAACUUCUUCGUCGUGUGGUCUACUCCCGCAGGAAAGACCGAGAUCGUGACCGCUCCGUUGAGCAACGGUACUAUCCUCGACGGCGUCACGAGACGCAGCGUUCUCGAGCUGGCGCGCGAGCGGCUCGCGUGCGAGUCCCUCGAGGUCAUCGAGCGCGAUUUCGGCAUCGACGAGGUAGUCAAGGCGCACGAGGAAGGACGAUUGAUCGAGGCGUUUGCGUGCGGCACUGCGUUCUUCGUUGCUCCGGUUGCUGAAUUGGGCGUCGACGGUCGGGAUAUCAAGGUCCCGUUGGAGAGUAACGGCAAGUCUAAGAGUUACGCGCAGACUAUCAAGAAGUGGUUGACUGAGAUUUUCACCGGGGAGGUGGAGCACCGGUGGGCAGCUGAAAUUGAGUGA
This is a messenger RNA of Myxozyma melibiosi, 1182 nucleotides long. Its product is annotated as aminotransferase. Gene Ontology annotation, cellular component: mitochondrion. The transcript has a single exon. Lineage: Eukaryota; Fungi; Ascomycota; Lipomycetes; Lipomycetales; Lipomycetaceae. Gene Ontology annotation, molecular function: branched-chain-amino-acid:2-oxoglutarate transaminase activity. The record is from RefSeq and is a predicted model, not a curated record. The coding region runs from base 1 to 1182 and encodes 393 amino acids. Gene Ontology annotation, biological process: L-leucine biosynthetic process; L-valine biosynthetic process.